Messenger RNA from Pieris macdunnoughi, 1230 nucleotides. Lineage: Eukaryota; Metazoa; Arthropoda; Insecta; Lepidoptera; Pieridae. The record is from the annotation of a GenBank genome assembly.
AUGGAUAUUAUAAGAGAAAGGCCAACCUUCCAAAAUGCGAUGAAGUUAACCAUUUUAAUUGGCCAAUUUUUUGGAUUGAACCCCGUGCUUGGAAUCACUAAUAUUGAUACAAAAAGAGUGAGGUUUUCAUAUAUAUCAGUUCGUAGUAUCUACAGUAUUUUGACAAUUGUAGGACAAGUUGUGGUGUUUUUACUCUGUACAACAUACAUAGUAAUGUAUUCAGAUACAUCCCUUCAUUCUAUAACCUCAAUGGUGUUUGGAAGUUCGAAUUGUAUUACAACAAUUUUAUUCUUUCGUGCUGCUACCAAAUGGCCCAAAUUAAUGAAUUAUAUCACUAAAGUUGAGACAAUAUACCCAAACAUUGAUGGAGCAUUCGUAACAAAAUGUAAUUUGUCAUGUAUCAUUGUUUUGACAUUGGCUUUAGUGGAACAUGUUCUAGCCGAUUUCUCUAAAGUAAUAUAUGUCAUGGACUGCCCAAACCCAAAAUUGGACACUUAUGGUGGAUUUAUUAUGCAUAGCUUCCCCUGGAUCUUUACGGUUAUUGAAUACAAGACCUACUUAGGGAUAUUUGUACAGUUCAUAAAUAUACAGUGUACAUUUAAUUGGAAUUUCGCAAACUUAUUUGUCAUCUGCGUGAGUAUAUACUUGACAUCACGAUUAGAACAAGUUAAUAGGAAGAUAUUGGAAGCUAAAGGCAAGUUUAUACCGAAUAGCUUUUGGCGUAACAUGAGAGAGGAGUACAACCGGGCGACGAGCCUAGUCCGACGAUUGGAUGACGUAAUAGGCGGAAUCAUUUUCAUAUCGUUUGCAAAUAAUUUAUUUUUUAUUUGUUUACAAUUAUUAAAUACUCUUGCAGACGGCAUAAAAGCUUUGCCAUCAUGCAAUAUUGGCGCCGAUGAGAGGCCCCUCAAAGGUUACGAACAAGCAGUGUAUUUUAUGUAUUCCUUCGUGUUCCUUGUGAUGCGGUCACUAGCUGUGUCGUUGAUAGCGGCAAGAGUUUAUUCUGCAAGCAAAGAGCCAGCGUUUGCUUUGUAUGAAAUUCCACCUUCUAUGUACUGUACUGAGGUUCAAAGGUUCCUUGAUCAGGUCCAUGGAGAAUCGGUAGCCUUGAGUGGUCUUCGCUUCUUUCAAGUGAAACGGGGAUUGGUUUUGACAAUUGCUGGAACAAUAGUCACAUACGAGCUGGUGCUGCUACAGUUUGGAAUUAAGCCGACUGUACCUAAACAUUAA